Molecule: messenger RNA, 5107 nt
Organism: Trichechus manatus latirostris (Florida manatee)
Lineage: Eukaryota; Metazoa; Chordata; Mammalia; Sirenia; Trichechidae
Gene: GNG2
Product: G protein subunit gamma 2
Exons: 5
Coding region: 3064-3423 (119 amino acids)
Biological process (GO): G protein-coupled receptor signaling pathway
Cellular component (GO): heterotrimeric G-protein complex
Molecular function (GO): G-protein beta-subunit binding
Source: RefSeq, a predicted model, not a curated record
CUCCCCUUCUCUUUCAUUCCCUUGCCUCCUCUGUCUCCCCGUGCUUGCCUCCUCUCCCCUUUCCAAAUUCAAACCAGUGACCUGUGAAUUCAAUAUCAUCCCAAGCUCUUCCAUGCCUCCAUCUGUGUAAGCCCAUACUCUACAACCCCCCAGCCCUACCCUAUUCUCAUCUUCUAAAAAACAAGCGUAAAAAAUUCUCCAUCUCCAUUCUCCACACUGACGCUCAAAAAUGAGCAAAGGCGAGUGAGGAAGCCAGGACGUUGUGACACCGAAAAGAUAUGUUCGUGACGCAUCUAGUUGUUGAAACACAUGAUUGGGAAAGACUGACCCUGCAAAGUAGGUUCCAACCCUAAUCCUCUAAGGCAUGAAAGUGUCGAGGGAGAAGGCAGUGAGCGUCACAAAGAAAUACAUUCUUGAUUUAAAAUGUCUCUAGUGGCUAAGAAACCAAGAGAAAUUAGUGUUUGCUGAUUUGUAGAGAUGGGAAUGUGCUGUUUUGGUGUUUUCAUGUCACAAUGGCCAACUGGUAGGAGAGAGAGAUGCCUGACAAAAAGCUACCCUGAAAUGUCCAGGCUGAUAUUUUGCAAUAAUUAUUUGAUUCACAUUACAGCGGCUAGUCAUAAGCUCACUAAUAUUCUGAUUGUGAAACCCUUUCACAGGAUUGGAUAUUAGUUGUACUCUUAGUAAGUUGUUGUUAGAUGCUGUUGAGCGAUUGCAACUCAUAGCGACCCCAUGUGACAGAGUGGAACUGUUUCAUAGGGUUUUAUAGGCUGCAUCUUUACAGGAGCAGGUUGCCAGGUCUUUCUCCAGGAGAGCUGCUGGGUGGGUUUGAACCACCAAUCUUUCAGUUAGCAGCCGAGUGCUUAACUGUUGCGACACCGGGGCUCCUGUACUCUUAAUACAUAUAAUCUAGUAAAUUUGAUGAUAAUGUACUUACUUGCUUCAGAAUAGAUUAGAAUAGGGAUCAAAGAAAUGUGAGUGACAAAUACGACCAAGCUAAACUUGGGUUACAGUAUGAAUGGUUAACAAAGAUAUCUAUCCAGGUGACUAAUUUUAAACACUCUGAAAAAUUCUAAAUUGGAAUAUUUUGAAAUUUGUUCUCUAAUUCCAAAGUAACUACCAGCCAACCAUCAAUGAUGUGACUAACUGACAAAUGAGAGUAAUAAAGAUAUUGCCAAGUGAUUGGGAAACUAUAAACCUCUAAUUUACUUUCUAGACCUGGAAAUUGUUUGUUUUAUUGCCAGUGUAAUCCUAACCUAUAAAUACACAAAACAAAUCAAUCAAAUCCCUUAGCACCUACUCCAAAUAUCAAAACACAGUCCUGAGACUGUGUUUUAGUUGUAAUUAAAACUAAAGGCCCUAGGGAAGCCUGCCUGGGUGCCACACUUAAAAAAAAGCGCCAUUAGAGUAUGAAAAGAAUGGAAUCCUUUACAAUUAACCUACAAUUUCUAAGGCAAAGACUCCAUUAUCCAAGCAUUUAUUUAUCUUUUCACCACAGAACUAAGGGGUUGUGUGUUUACUCCCAAGCCUAAAUGACAAGAAAAUGUUAUGGUUUCUUAAUAGAAAAGUUCCUCCUGAAAUAAAGUAAAAUGCUAAAUAUGUUUUUAGAAAAAUAAGACUCAUAUAAAAGGUUAUUGUUCUAUAACAGGCCUGUUUUUUUCUCAUGUUCCUUGGGAGGGGGAAAAAUCUCAUCAGUUCAAAAGAAUAAAAGGCCUUCUGCAUUAUUCUUGGCGUUUGGAAUUCAGGUGGGAUAAUUAGGACAUUCUUUCAGAGGCUGACCAGUCUCUCACAGACAGGCUCUGUGAUUGUUCUAGAGAUUUUUAUUGUUUGUCUUCUGUUUUGCUCACUGGCAAAUACAGCCCAGCAUAAUCUCAUUCCACCAGUACAUUGAGAAAGAGACCACGCUCUAUUUUAAAUAAAAAGGAAGCAAAUAUCCAUAAACUUUAAUGAUGCUUUUAAGAACACUUAUUCUUCACUGGGAGAGUAAGAGGGAUGAUAAAACGUAAGAAUAUGAAACCCCAGUUAAUUGUACCCUUCUUCAUGGAGUACUUUCUUUGAACAGUUUCUCUUGCAUGGUUUAUGGCUAUUUUGGGGUGUCCUUCUGUAUUUCUCAUUGGGAGCACUAAGGGCCUUUUAGAUGACACAAUUCAUUAUUGUCUGGCACUCUACAGGACAUUAGAAUCCCUGCCUCUGCCCACUAAAUGCCAUCAGCACCCCCAGUUAUUGCCAUAGUUCAAACCACCCCUACACAUUUCCAAACUCCUCCUAAGGGGCAGUGCCUCCCCUGGUUGACAACCACCAGUGAGUCCAGUGUGGGGCUUGGAGAAAAACUUGAAUCACAUUUGGAAUUUCUGGAGGGUAAAUUCUUGGAAUAUUAAAAAGAGGUUUUGGCCAUAGAAUUCUGAAAGAAUAUAUGUUCAGAAUUAUAGCUGUGAUUCAAAUUCAGGGAUGUGUAACCACACAUAUUCCAUGCGAUAACUUUGUUGCCAGAUGACCCAGCACUUGGCAAUUGCUGGACCAAGGACUACUUGCUGAACCAAAGAGUGCUGCGCUAACAAGACCCAACCUUUGAUCAUCACCUCAGCUGCCUCCGGGAGAUGUUCUGAGAUCCCACAAGUAGCCUCAGGAAUCCAGAGUUUUCCCAAGAGAACCAGGCUCUGACUCUAAUUCCCUCUGCCUGUCCCCCUCCCACCCACUCCUAGCAGUGGUGGAGUCCACUGCUGGGAAGAUGCCUGGAGUGGCCCUUUGAUGGCUCCUGGGCCAGGCUGGGCCCAGGUGAAGAUAAACUCAUGUGCAUCACCAGCCAGCUCAAAGACUGGGCUGAUGGUGUAGAGGUGAGGGGGAUGUGUAGAAACGAAUCACCCUCUCUUGUUAACUAAAAGUUUUUUGUUGUUUGUUUUUAAGAGGAUGGUGUGUGUGUGUGCGGGUGUGUGUGGUAACGCUUUGUCUUGAUCUCUCAGCAGAACUUUUCUUUUAGAAUUAUUCCAGGGGUUAGUGGAUUCAAACCAUUUCCUUCCCUCUUUCAAAGAAAAAAAAAGUUUCUGCCCAAUUUGUGUUACAUGUAAAAUGAAACAGGAACACACUAGCAGAGAAUAUCUGAUGCGUCUGCACUUCCCUGUUGAAACUGCAGGACUCCUGUCAACCCUCUUUCUUGCGUGGAUUUCUCUCAUCUCAGGUGGAGUUUGUAUUAAGAACACAGCCAGCUCUCCGAUGGCCAGCAACAACACCGCCAGCAUAGCGCAAGCCAGGAAGCUGGUAGAACAGCUGAAGAUGGAAGCCAACAUCGAUAGGAUAAAGGUAUCCAAGGCAGCUGCAGACUUGAUGGCCUAUUGCGAAGCUCAUGCCAAGGAAGAUCCCCUCCUGACCCCAGUUCCGGCUUCAGAAAACCCAUUCAGGGAGAAGAAGUUUUUCUGUGCUAUCCUCUAAAUCUUCACAAAGAGCCUGAAGAGCCUCAGGGCUCCUGGGACACUGAUGUAGAGUUUUUAGCAAAGUGGGCACCUUUCUAGUCCACAGCAUUUAAAGCGAGGGAGUAGAACCAUCCAGGAAGCUCCAGGCUCCGCAUGUUUAAAGAACCAGCCCCCUUUAUGAGAAUGAAAGCUGACCCUCAUCAUGAGCUAAGAGAUCUGAUAUCUGCAGAACUGCCUGGAGGAGGGAAAUAUGUAAAGAUAAAAUUGGUGACACUUCCUUUCUGCUAUUCCCCCAAAACCUUAUGUUUCUGCUUCAUAUUUAAAAAAUGAAUAUUAAAACAGACAGCUGUGCCGAGCUAUGUAUGACCUUCUUGGAAUGAAUAUUGUCCUUAGAAUACCCUUUGAUAAGCUGAGUGUCCAAUGUAGCCACAGUUUGGUUUAAUGACAUUAAUGUUGUCUUUGUGCCUUUCUUUUCUUUUUUCCCUUUCCCCUCACCUCUCCUCCUGCUUCCCCCCACCCCACACCCUUAGAGUAGUACAGAGAUAAGGCUCAACUUGUCUGUGAGACUGAACUCCAAGAGUACCCAAAAUGUUUAUGGAGAUGAUCCCCAAGGUGUCCCCUCAUGGUAGUUUAAAAAAAAAGAAAAUACGGUUGUCUGUGUUCUCUGAUCACUAUUCCUAACAUCUGUACAUGAUAGCUUUGAUUCUGCAACUAAAAGUAAAUCAUGUGUUGUGAUUGGUGCUUUCAUAUAUUUGUGACAAUUUUUGAGUAAUACUGCAUGAAAAUGUCCCUCUGUUACAUCCAUUCAGAAGUUUUGUUGUUUUACAAUCAAGCUGGGAAAAGAAACGAGAGCAAAAAGACGCUGGAGUGGGAAAACUUGAUAUUUGGAAAAUUGAGACGUCUUCAGCGCCUUAGCCACUCCUAAAAUACCUCCUAGUUAACAGUGGCGUGAAAGCCUCUUCAAAAUGUUUUCCAGAAUCCAAAGCAGCAUUUUGGUUUUAUCCAGGAUCCAGGGCAGCACACAUACUACCAAGCCAGAGAGGAAAGGAUUCACCAUCAGUUGGGAGCUGCUUUUGCCACAGAACGAGCAAGUCCCGUCUUUUCUUUCCCUGAGUGACAGAAAUUCUAGAUUGAAAGAACAAUUUCUGCUCUUCUUAACAAGAAAAUCAUGGCCCUCUUUUGUUUAAGUUAGCAGCUCCAGAGAAGGUGACCCAUUCUAGAACCCUGGCAGUUGGCCUGCCAGGGAGAGGACCCCAGGUCCAAUGAGCCAACUGUUUGGGUGGCAGGUAUAGUCCCCAUAGCUAAUUCCACUGGGGAAGGUUUCAGGCUCUAUUUUUCCACUAACAUGGUUUUCGUUUUUCACUCACCACGUUUUUUCCAUGAAACUGUUUUUGCUUUGUUUUGUUUUUGUUCUCUGCCUUGUUUGUUAGUGUGUUUCAGUCUUUAUUUAUAACUUCCUUGCAGCUAGCGUUCUCUCUUCCCAAGAUAUGAUGUUGAGAGUGAUUUUUCAUUUCAGCUACAGCCUCCAUCAGUAAUGGGGGCCUGGAAGCCACUUAUUUCUGUGUCAUUCCCAGUCAAAAAAGGGCCUCAUGUACAUGUUCUCCUUUGUUUUGAAAUCCCAAAAGACCAUCUCCCAAUUAAUUUUAUUCUCUGCUCUUUCCCUUCCAUUCUCUUCCUCCUGUUUAAAAAAAAAAAAAAAAAGA